CUCCUCCUCCGCCUGGAUGUAAACAGCGGGACCGGGCGCUUUUGUUAUCCGCUCUCAGACCCGCGACCCCCGGCUCGCCAUGCCAUGGAUAUCCUGUGGCAGUACCAGUUCAGGAUCAUCUUACUGGGAGACUCGACCGUGGGGAAAUCCUCGCUGCUGAAGCGCUUCACGGACGGCGUGUACAGCGAUGUGGCGGACCCCACGGUCGGCGUGGAUUUCUACGCCCGGUCUCUGGACAUCGAGCCCGGGGUGAAGAUUAAGCUGCAGCUGUGGGACACGGCCGGGCAGGAGCGCUUCAGAUCCAUCACGACUUCUUAUUAUCGCAACUCCGUAGGCGGGCUCCUGGUCUUUGACCUGACCAAUCGUAAAACCUUUGACCACGUGCGCGAGUGGCACCGUGAGGUCAGUGAGCACAUCCUGCCUCAUCACAUGGUCUACAUCCUGGUGGGCCACAAGAGCGACCUGAACCGCGAGCGCAAGGUAUCGCGGGACGAGGCGGAGCAGUUGGCGGCCGAGCUGGGCGUGCGCUACGUAGAGACGUCGGCAAAGUGCAACAGCAACGUGGAGCGUGCAUUCGAGCUGCUCACACGCGACAUCUAUGAGCUGAUGAAGAUGGGCGAGAUUGCCACACGCGACGGCUGGGACGGCGUCAAGAGCGGCCUGACUGCCAAAGUCCUGUACCCGGCCGAGGAGGAGGCCGAGAGGGAGAAGAGCUGUAACUGCUGACUGGAAUCAUCUGCACUUCAUUUUUACCUGUGUGUGUGUGUGUUGGUCGUCCUUCACUCUUGGGUGUCAUUUUCACGCUUUCACAUCCUUCCCCACGGCUGCAGGGUAAGAAGAACCCUGUAAUCUCGCGCCGCUCGCCCCCUGCACUGGUCUAUAGUGGGAAAUGCAGGUUAAAUGAAUCUGAGCUCAGAUGGACAGAGCACAGCUCUGAGCAAGAGCUUAGAUCCAAGAGGAUUCUCGAGUUUCAGGAGUGUUUCUCAUCAUAAAGACCUGACUUUUUUUGUUUAAAUGGGGUUUCCUGUGUUCUCUUCCAGGUGUAAGUCUCUGCUUCCUUAUGCAGUGAAAUGAUGAGUUCAUAAGAAGUUUACAGGCUUUGGCACACUGACUUAACAUCUAGAAAUGAAUUCCUGAAGAGUCAGUUAAAGGGUAAUUGGGUAAUUUGGGGAAGAAACAAUAUUCAGCGGACAUUUAAUGUUUGAACUCACCAGCGAAACAAAGUUAUCACUUUUAUGAUGCCGAGGCUGACCAAAAUUAGUAUAGUAGACUAAACACAGAAUGCACUCAAAGUUUGUGUAGCUAGGUUGUGGGUUAGUACUGUUAACUGGUGCUGCAAUUGCUGCUAGCCAGUUAUUAUCAGCUAUCAGAAACAUUACUGCUCUACCUACCAGUGUGAACGCUGGGACACAGCAGAUAGUCUUUUCAUACUCGUAUUAGACACCAGUAGCUGGUGUAGUUAAGGAUAUUGUGUGUUUUGUAGUAACAUAUUGUCAUCAUAGUUUUUUUUUGUACAUUCUAAACUAUGUAUUUCUAUAGUAAGAAGUAGGGCUGCAUAAUACUGACAGUGAUCCUACGGUACCUUUGGCCCGGUGGAAGUUUUGGACACAUUCGAUUACCCUGUUCUAUAGCCUCCCAACAAGCACAUACUGCUGAGUCUGUGUGCCAUGGCCUGUACUGUUCCUCUGUUAUAAGCUGACAAUUUAUUUCUCCUUUCUGACCUGCUUUUAUCUUGGCUUCAUUUUCAUUUGGUGCGAACAGGUUUGUUGUACACCCUGCAAAAAAUAAUAUCUAAAACAUUUUAACUGUCGUCAGUAAAUCUGCACUUUUAACAAGGAGUUCUCUCAAUGGUAUGAAAGAAGGUUUUUUUUAAAUCAUAGCAGUGGAACUCUUUGAUCUCUCAUUUUAACGUUAUCAUAAGAUUGAUCAAUUUUAGGCAUUUUUACUUAUUUUUAGUAAUUGAUUCAAGCAAAAGUAAAAUUAUCUAAUCACAUUGACAGAUAAUUUGGUUUAUUGCAGUUUUUCUUUAAUAAGAUUUGAAAGAGAUUACAUAAUGUACAGCACAGUUAAAAUGUGCCAUGAUGGUCAGCAGUGGGGAAACCAGGCUUCUUUUUGUUUGACUGACUGGCACUCCACUGUGUAUUAUUGUAAAAUGUUCACUGUACACAGAAAUGUCUUGUAAUCAUGUCUAAAGUCAAGAGAUGCACACUCAUUCUCUCUCUCUAUCUCUCUCUCUCUCUCUCUCUCUCUCUCUCUCUCUUUCUCUCUCUCUCUCUCUCUCUCUCUCUAUCUAUCUCUCUAUCUCUCUCUCUCUCUAUCUAUCUCUCUAUCUCUCUCUCUAUCUCUUUCUCUCUCUCUCUCUCUCUCUAUCUAUCUCUCUAUCUCUUUCUCUCUCUCUCUAUCUCUUUCUCUCUCUCUCUCUCUCUCUCUCUCUCUGUUUCUAUGGAUGCUAACAAUGUCUGACCAAAUUCUAAGCUGUAAACUUUGCUGUAAACUUUGAGUUCUGUAUCUAUGACCUUGUAAAUACUCUGAUAUAUAUUAAUCAUGAGGAUGAAAUACUCUUGUGUCCGAAUGCUGCUGCAUUUAGCAAACAACCUGUUUUCUAUAGUGACAUUCAGGAUACUAGAAAGAUGUUCAUCUGAAGUCCAGCUUCAUUUUUUUUUCUGUGGUCGGCAUGUAAACUCUGCAGCCCCACAAAGCUGUGUAACUCCAGUUACCAUCAGUAUGAGAGCAGUUAGAGCAGUUAGUAAAAAAAGUAAACAUUGAGCUAUAAGGGGCCGAUACUGAAAUCUGAAACGUAUUUCUUUUUUAAUACAACUAUUGCAGUUUAAAAUAAACAACUUCAUUUAAAGAUAAAAUAAUAAUAAAAAAAUAUAUAUAUAAUUUACUCUAGUCACAAUUAAUCAGCUGAAACAUCCUGUACCAGAAGUUUGCUACUUCAGUUUAAAAUUCAAUAUGCAAAAAUAAAAACAAAUAAAUAAUAAAAUACAAAUAUCAAAGUAUUUUUUUUACUAGUUAGGCAAAGCAUUUCUAAUCUCUCUAACUGCAAACGCCUGAUUCAGACCUACAGUAAAAUUAGAGAUUACAGCUCAUACAGUGAGUUUAAUCUGUUCUGUUCUCAAAAACACAUAAUUGUUGGCGACUGCUUUCAGAGCUGAUUGGCUGGAUUUAUUUCCAAUCUCAGAACAGCACAGCAGAGGUCAGUAAAAAUUAUUUUGAGACAUGUACGUAUUUGGCAUCCCUGUCGUGCAGCUGGAUAGAUAGAACAUUAAAUUCUUCUGAUCUGGUCAAUUGCACAUCGUGCAGCUGAAUUUAGGGUCUUUGGUAUCGUGAGGGCGCAAAAAAUACACCUUGCGCAGCUCGAAACGUACAAAAGUCGUGUUCUAAUUCUCAAAAGUAAUUAUGUGUGUUUUGGACAUAAAAUGAAAUAAACCAAUCAAUGUAUCACUUGC
Molecule: messenger RNA, 3452 nt
Organism: Astyanax mexicanus (Mexican tetra)
Lineage: Eukaryota; Metazoa; Chordata; Actinopteri; Characiformes; Acestrorhamphidae
Gene: rab42a
Product: RAB42, member RAS oncogene family a
Exons: 2
Coding region: 85-726 (213 amino acids)
Biological process (GO): Rab protein signal transduction
Cellular component (GO): Golgi membrane
Molecular function (GO): GTPase activity; GTP binding
Source: RefSeq, a predicted model, not a curated record